GCGGCCUGGAGGCGGUUCCGUUAAUCGGGACGAUUACAGUGCGCGCUUCUGACGGGGUGUGCGUGUGCGCGGAUAAAGUCGGAUAAAGGCCGCGUUGUUGUGCGCAACAUCCGAGACGGAUAAAGUUUGACCGCGCGUCCGCUCUUUUUUUGCGUCGGUGUGGAGAAAAGUUGUGGUCGCGCGCCGCGGGGAUCGGUCCGAACAGCAGAAACUCGACCUGGUCAUCGCGCUCCUCCGGACAUGGCCGAGGGAGACUUCUACGCCAUGGGGAACCGCCAGAGGUUUCCCCGGGAUCCGUUUGGAGAAUCGCCGUUCCGGGAUCAGCUCGGGUCCCGCUUCAUGGAGGACGACUUCGGGAUGCCGGCCUUCCCCGACGAGCUGGCGAUGGACUGGCCUGGCUGGGCCCGCCCCGGUCGGCUCGGCACGCGUCUCGGCACGUCGCCGUUCAGCGGCGGCGGCGGCGGCACCAGCGGCGGCGGCGGCGGCUUGCGCGCGGGUUUCCCCUCGCGGCAGUCCGCGGGAGGCCCCGCGGUGUACACCAGCAGGUACGGCGAGCCCUCCUCCCGGGGCUCCCCGACCAGCACCGUCGGCGCCACCGCCACCGGGGGGGAGCCCUGGAAAGUUUGCGUGAACGUCCACAGCUUCAAGCCGGAGGAGUUAACCAUCAGGACGAGGGACGGAUUUGUAGAUGUGUCAGGGAAACACGAAGAGAAGCAGGAAGAAGGGGGAAUAGUCACAAAGAAUUUCACAAAGAAGAUCCAGAUCCCGAUGGACGUGGACCCCGUGACCGUCUUCGCCUCCUUGUCCCCCGAGGGCGUCCUCAUCAUCGAAGCCCGCCAGACGCCUCCGUAUUACCUCUUCAGCAACGAGGAGUCCCCGCGGGGGGGGGGGGACGCACCGGAGGCGGAGGCCCUCAAGACCCAGGAGGCCCCCGCAGUGUAAAAAAAAAAAAAAAAAACCCCAAAAAAACGAAUGAUCCUGCACUGCUUCAGUUCAUGUUUGAUUGGGAAAUGUCAAUGUGUAGAAUGCGAUGGCCGAGGCGCGUUUGAGGUCUUUAAUGAAGCCGCGCAGGGAAAAAUAUUUUAAGUGUACGAGCAAAUCACAUCCAGGGGGUCACGUCUCCUUCAAGUCAGAUGAGAACGCAAAAAAACAAAUGUCCCAAAGAAGCCAAAACUUAAGAUGUUUUUCUGUUGUUUGUAUUUCCUUUUAUUACAGAUUGAUAAGAGACCAGCUUCUUGGAUAAAACACAUGAACUCAUAUUUCAUCAUAGUUUUAUUGGAUUCCUUGAAAGGUUUGCAAAUGUUACUUCUCUUUGUGCAGCUUUAUAUUACACCUACAGUAGCAGUCGAAAGUUUGGAGACGCCUUCUCAUUCGAUUCAGUGAGAGGUUUUGACCCUACUUUUGACUCGCCAACCAUUAAAUGACACUGUGUGUGAAUCAUAUUUGUAUUCAUGUCAACAUGCAAUCAAGUGGAGUGUUUCUUUUUUUUUUUUUUUUUUCUCGCAGCUUUGGUUUUAAAAUAUCAACACAAAUGUGCCUUUUAUUUACUUGAGUGCCUUGACUCCCCGCAGCUCUGCGGUUGUUUGGGUUGACGAACGUCACUCGAAACCGACGAGAAGGAAAAAGCAAAAAGUGUUUCUACUGCUGCAUUCUGGGGUGAAUCUAGUUCUAAGCGUAUUGUAAAUAUUCUUCAAUUACGUGCCAAUUCAUUCGAAACAUCCAUCUGGAGUGUUUGCGUUGUUAUUCUUCUUUUGUAUUCGAGCAUUCGGGAUGAAGGCUGCACCGUUGCUGGAACUGACGUUUGUCACCUGCAUCCUUUUGUUUUCUUUUUUUCUCUUGUGACGUCCUUGUGUUGACUGAUGCAAUAAAAAGAAAAGAAAAGAAAAUAAGAGAAAUGUC
Messenger RNA from Pungitius pungitius (ninespine stickleback), 1899 nucleotides. It is a transcript of the gene hspb8, whose product is annotated as heat shock protein b8. The transcript has 3 exons. Gene Ontology annotation, cellular component: cytoplasm; protein folding chaperone complex; nucleus. The record is from RefSeq and is a predicted model, not a curated record. Gene Ontology annotation, molecular function: protein homodimerization activity. Gene Ontology annotation, biological process: cellular response to unfolded protein. Lineage: Eukaryota; Metazoa; Chordata; Actinopteri; Perciformes; Gasterosteidae. The coding region runs from base 241 to 942 and encodes 233 amino acids.